This is a messenger RNA of Acanthaster planci (crown-of-thorns starfish), 3753 nucleotides long. It is a transcript of the gene ercc2, whose product is annotated as ERCC excision repair 2, TFIIH core complex helicase subunit. Gene Ontology annotation, cellular component: nucleus. The record is from RefSeq and is a predicted model, not a curated record. Gene Ontology annotation, molecular function: hydrolase activity, acting on acid anhydrides, in phosphorus-containing anhydrides; damaged DNA binding; ATP binding. Lineage: Eukaryota; Metazoa; Echinodermata; Asteroidea; Valvatida; Acanthasteridae. Gene Ontology annotation, biological process: transcription by RNA polymerase II; positive regulation of mitotic recombination; nucleotide-excision repair.
CAGGUCAGUACACGUGCGACACACAGGAUAUAUCGUGACUUUUUGGAAUUGUGUGAUUCAAGUGAACGAUGUUAUGAUCAGUGAUGAAGUUAAAUGUUGAUGGUCUGCUCGUUUACUUUCCAUAUGACUACAUCUAUCCUGAGCAAUACACCUACAUGCUGGAGCUCAAAAGAGCUCUGGAUGCAAAGGGUCACUGUGUCCUUGAAAUGCCCUCGGGGACGGGGAAGACUGUAUCGCUUUUAUCCCUCAUUGUGGCCUACUUGAGAGCCAACUCUUCCGAUCUCACCAAGCUCAUCUACUGCUCGCGAACAGUGCCGGAGAUUGAGAAGGUCCUCGAAGAGUUGAAAGGACUGAUAGAAUACUAUGAGAAGGAGACCGGUGAAGCAGCCAACCUCCUUGGACUGGUCCUGAGCUCCCGGAAGAACAUGUGCAUCCAUCCACAGGUAAGCAAAGAGCACACAGGCAAGGUGGUGGACCACAAAUGCCACGAGCUAACAGCAUCCUUCGUCCGAGAGAGGCAGAAGUAUGACCCCACCAUUCCGGUGUGUUCCUUCUUUGAGGAAUUUGAUGCCCAUGGAAGAGAUAUUCCAUUAGCCGCCGGUGCCUACAGUCUAGAUGAUAUCAAGGAAGCUGGUCAGCAGAACGGAUGGUGUCCGUACUUCAUGGCUCGGCAUGCGAUAUACCAUGCCAACAUCAUAGUGUACAGUUAUCACUAUCUACUGGACCCAAAGAUUGCAGAGUUGGUCUCCAAAGAGCUCUCCAAGAAGUCGGUGGUUGUAUUUGAUGAAGCGCAUAACAUUGAUAACGUGUGCAUCGAUUCCCUGAGUGUGCACAUCACACGGCGAACCUUGGAAAAGAGUCAGAACAACCUGGAUGCUAUCAAGAGAAACAUUGACAGAAUCAAAGAAACAGAUGCACAGCGACUUCAGGAGGAGUACCAGAGACUUGUUGAGGGCCUUAGAGACGCUAGCCAGGCUCGGGAGAUGGACAUACAGAUGGCAAACCCAGUACUUCCUGAUGCUGUGUUGGAAGAGGCCGUGCCAGGUAAUAUCCGUCAUGCCGAACAUUUCAUCGCCUUCAUGAAGAGAUUCGUAGAGUACCUAAAGACCAGGCUACGAGUGCAGCACGUUGUAGCUGAGAGUCCCCCUGCCUUCCUGAAGGAUGUCUACGGAAAAGUCUGCAUUGAGAGAAAGCCCCUCAGGUUUUGCGCCGAAAGGUUGCACUCGCUGCUGCGCACGCUGGAGCUGACCGAGAUCCAGGAGAUGUCACCUCUGACCUUGGUAGCCAACUUUGCAACCUUAGUGAGCACAUAUACCAAAGGUUUUAGCCUGAUUAUUGAGCCGUUUGAUGAUAAGACACCAACAAUUCCAAAUCCAGUGCUACAUUUCAGUUGUAUGGAUGCUUCCAUUGCUAUCAAGCCUGUGUUUGAUCGAUUCCAGUCCGUUGUCAUAACAUCAGGGACCUUAUCCCCACUGGAAAUGUAUCCAAAGAUUCUGGAUUUCAGACCUGUCACCAUGGCAUCAUUUACAAUGACCCUUGCCAGAAACUGUAUUUGUCCAAUGAUUGUGACAAAGGGCAACGACCAAGUGACUAUUUCUUCCAAGUUUGAGACCAGGGAAGAUAUUGCGGUAAUUCGUAACUAUGGCAAUCUGCUGGUGGAAUUGUGUAAGAUAGUGCCAGAUGGGCUGGUGUGCUUCUUCACAAGUUAUGUGUACAUGGAGAAUAUUGUUGCCAGUUGGUAUGAACAGGGGAUCAUUGACAACAUCCAGAAGAGCAAGCUGCUAUUUAUAGAAACCCAGGAUGGAGCAGAGACCAGUGUGGCACUUCAGAACUAUUACAAGGCCUGUGAGAAUGGAAGAGGGGCUGUCCUACUGUCUGUUGCAAGGGGCAAGGUCUCUGAAGGAGUUGAUUUUGACCAUCAUUAUGGUCGAGCAGUAGUCAUGUUUGGCAUUCCGUAUGUGUAUACGCAAUCCCGAAUUCUGAAAGCCAGACUGGAGUAUCUGCGAGAUCAAUUUCAGAUCCGGGAGAAUGACUUUCUGACCUUCGAUGCCAUGCGACAUGCAGCUCAGUGUGUGGGGCGUGCCCUAAGAGGGAAGACAGAUUAUGGCAUCAUGAUUUUCGCUGAUAAGCGGUUUUCCCGAGCCGACAAGCGGGGUAAGCUGCCUAAGUGGAUCCAGGAACACCUGAAGGACAGCGUCCUGAACCUGUCAACUGAUGAGGCGAUCCAGAUGAGCAAGCGGUUCCUGCGACACAUGGCCCAGCCGUUCAGCAGGGAGGACCAGCUUGGCCUGUCCCUACUUACCCUGGAACAGCUAGAGUCGGCGGAAAUGCGCAAGAAGGUGGAGCAGACAGCUCAUCAAGUAUGAGACGGGGUGUUAAGUUGACGGUGCAUCAGGGAAUCAGACUCAUGAUAUUGGCAGAUCUCAAGGUCUGGCAUUGGAGUUGCCCACAGACAGUUGGCAUAGUUGGAGCUAAUUGAUGCCGUUUGCCAGUUAAAGGAAAAUAAACACAGAAUCUGCAUGAGCCUGUUUGGGAAAGAGACAUGAGCGCAACAGGUCAAGACCCUCUUCUGGACUCCAUCAAUGGACAUGAUGUGACACGCUGACACAAAUUGAACCCUUCCCAAUGAGACACUGCAAGCCAUUUGCCUCAUCUGCUUGGCAUGGUACAUCUCGGCUCAGUCUGAUCGAAACCCUACCAAAUCUCAAGGGCGGGUCCAGGAGGGCCAUUCCCCCCCCCCCCUUAUUUGGUAUUUCAUAUCCCUUCCUGCAAAAAGCAUGUGAAAAGCCCCCAGAAUGUAUCCUCACCCCUGAGGAAGGCCAUAAAAGGACACAUGAAAAACUGUCCAAAUUUUGGGGUCCAUAAUCUGCCUUUGGCAAAACUGUGCCCAGAACUAAAACUGUAACUCAUGGAAACUGUUGAACUUAUGACAACAGGGAUGUUCCUGUAAUUAUUGGACGACUUCAAGUAGAAAUACCCUAGUUCCAGGCUCAUCAGCAUCGAUUUUCUUUUGUGGGUUAGCUGGCUGUUUCUGUUCUGUUAGAAAAUGAAAAGGGGUAUAUUUUCAGGGUUCCCACGGUCAUGGAAAAUCCUGAGGCAAAAAGUUGUUGAAAAGCCAUGGAAAGCUCAUGGAAAUGUCACGGAAAAUAGGGGAAAGAUCCAGGAUGUCUUGGAGUCCUGUGGGAGAGAAAUAGUCAUGGAAAUCAAGAUUAUGCAAGGGUUAUUUUUGAUGGGCCGCUGUUGAUGCUAUGACAUGUCAUUCUACAGCAGUGGCUAUGGCGGUCUUUUAGUUCAUCUUACUAGACGACUUUUCCCUGCGAAAUGACAUUAAAUGUCAUGGAAACUGUCAAUCUAGUCCUGGAAAAGCCAUGGAAUUUAGGUUUAAGAUUUCUGUAGGAACCCGGAUUUUACUCAUUUAUUUUCUGAAUGUAUCCUCUUUCCCACAGAAAACAACCCUCGUUAUUCAGUCGAGUCAGUAAUGUGUAACACCUGUUGUCCACAAGUACCUAGGGGUGAUCUGUAUGACAUUAGGUUGGAAGCAGCAGGUUUUGAAAGGAACCGAUUCAGCAGAAAGGAUACAAACUCUGCUCUAGGGAUAUCAGUUGUAUUCGAUUGAGGACAAUAGCCCACUAUCAAUUGAAAUGACACUUCAGGUGUCAUUAUUUUUUUGCAUGUUUUUAAUACAUGUAUGUUUUGUAACACUGAUUUACAUAAAAGGGCCAAUAAAAGUCUUAUUGCAGUCCUUGUAAAGUA